GCUGCGGCCCGGGCCCACGGCACGGCACGGCACGGCACGGCACGGUGGCCUCCGCGGCUGUAGCGGCUCUCGACACUCACGCGUGGUACGAUCCCGGCUGCUCCUCAGUUGCAGACAAUGUGAAUGAGCUGAACAGAGCUGUGGUAACAGAUUUCUUCUUGGCUAUGUGAAUACUGAGUGGGAAGCCCAGUGGUGGAGUCUGGCAUGGAGGAGAUCCCAGUUAAAGUUGCAGUCCGAGUCAGACCUCUGCUUUCCAAAGAAAUACUUCAUAACCACCAAGCGUGUGUCAGAUUAGUCCCAAAUGCUAAACAAGUUAUCAUUGGAAAGGACCAUGCCUUCACUUUUGAUUUUGUAUUUGGCAAAAACUCAACCCAAGAAGAAGUUUAUGCUGUUUGUAUUAAGCCCCUCCUAGUGUCUCUGACUGAAGGAUACAAUGCUACAGUGUUUGCGUAUGGACAGACUGGUUCUGGGAAGACUUACACCAUUGGUGGUGACCAUGUUGCAUCAGUUGCAGUGGAUGAAAGGGGCAUAAUCCCACGGGCUAUUCAGGAAUUAUUUCAUCAUAUUUCUGAACAUCGUAAUAUUAACUUCCGUGUGAAGGUAUCCUAUAUAGAGGUUUACAAGGAAGAACUUCGAGAUUUGUUGGAUUUGGAGACUUCCGUGAAAGAUCUACAUAUUCGAGAAGAUGAGAAGGGAAAUACAGUGAUUGUCGGUGCUAAGGAAUUCCAAGUAGAAUGUGCAGAUGAAGUGAUCAGCCUGCUGGAAAGCGGCAAUGCAGCUCGUCACACAGGCACAACACAGAUGAAUGAGCACUCUAGUCGAUCUCAUGCCAUUUUUACCAUCAGUAUUCAUCAGAAGCAGUCUGCAGAGUAUCAGAAUGCUGCACAGGAUUCGAUCACUUCAAAGUUUCAUUUUGUGGAUUUGGCAGGAUCAGAGAGGGUGGCAAAGACUGGAAAUACUGGUGAACGCUUCAAAGAAUCAGUUCAGAUCAAUAGUGGUCUCUUGGCCUUGGGAAAUGUCAUCAGUGCCCUUGGAGACCCAAAAAGGAAAAGUGUACAUAUUCCAUACAGGGAUGCUAAAAUCACUCGUAUUCUGAAAGACUCCCUUGGAGGAAAUGCCAAGACUGUUAUGAUAACAUGUAUAAGUCCAUCCUCACUGGACUUUGAUGAAUCUUUAAAUUCCCUCAAAUAUGCCAACAGAGCAAAAAACAUUAGAAAUAAACCAGUAGUAAAUUACAACCCAGAAAAAGACCGAAUUGAUGAAAUGGAACUUGAAAUCAGAUUGCUUCGGGAAGCUUUGCAGAGCCAGCAGGCCAGUAAUCAGCAUUUACAUGAUAUAAAUGAAGAAAAAGCCCGUAUCAGUUCACUUGAGGAGCAGCUCACUCGCCUUCAGGUUCAAUAUUUCAGUUACAGAAAUUGUGUAGAUGAAGCCUUACCUUUUCUGAUUGAUUUGAAUGAUGAUGUUAGCUUAAGAAGAAGUCAGCGGGACAGGUUGCAGAGCUGGAUCACUAUGGUACAGAAAGUAAGGAAGGAGGCUCUCACCAUCCAGGAGACUGACUCAGGGACUGAGACCAGCCCAGUACCACAUCACAUUACAAUUCUUCAGCUGAAGAGGGAACUAAAGAAAUGCCAGGAGGUACUAGUUAUGGAUGAAGAACUAUUUAGCCAGAAGAAUCAUGAAAUACAGGUACUGCAGAAUCAGAUAAAGACAUUACUACAAGAAAGAGAACAACAGGAAUUUUUAAAGGAGGCUCAAGAAAUACAAAGAUUACAGAUUGAGAAAAUGGUGGAACAGCACAUACUCAUUGAUCAGCUAAAAUUGAAAUUAGAGAAGUUUACAGAUGUGAAAGCUUUAGAUUUCCCAAGUGCUUAUGAAGAUGGGCCAGCUGUCAUGGCAUUUGCUAGGAGGCUCUAUGGUGUCCCAGUCACAAAAAAUCUGCUACGCCCCCUUCACCUGCCUUCAGAGACAGAGAUCCAAAAGGGGUAUACCAGCCCCCCCAUCUUGUCUCUGGCCCAGAUAAUGGCAGAAUUCCAUAUUCGCAGGCAGAUUAUACUGAGCAAGUUAGAAGAUCAAGAUAAAGUCCUUCACUGCCACCUCUCUGAUCAGAGUGAUGAAGAGGAAGACAAUGCAGGCAGAGAAGAGGAAACCUCAUAUAAGUGUUCCAUAAACCGAACAUGGACAAAAAAUCAUACUUCUCUGUGCUUCCUUCCUGAUGUAAGUGACAUGAAAUGCCGAGUAGACAAGUCUGGUGUGUCCAAUAAAUCUGCGCUACAAACCGACACAACUACAGGUGAAGAGAUGGACAGCCUCCAGAAAAUCCAUGUUUUUAACAUGCAGAAGUUAAAGAAUUCAGAGUUGAGACUUGCUAAGGCUGAGCAAAAAAUAAGAGAACUUGCACUUAAUAUCAAAAGGAAAGAGGAACUUAUUAAAGAGUUAGUAAGAACAGGUAAGGAUGCUCAGUCUGUAAGCAGGCAGUAUUCUUUGAAGAUAAGUAAACUGGAGCAAGAAAUUGACCAGGCCAAAAGAGAACUGGCUGAAACGCAAAAGCAGCUUCAGGAGCUGGACAGUAAAGAGCUGAGAGAUAUUCCUGACAAAGUCAUGUUACAGAAAGAAUGCCAGAAGAAGAUGGAGGCAGCUAAGUUGAAAGUGCAGACCUUACAGAAGAAGCAGCAAGACACCAAGAAUUUGGCUUCAUUAUCUAACCAAAGUGAGAGAGAAGCAAGAGAACUUGAGCAGAAAGUAGCUCAGAUGAAGCAUCAGCAAUCCCAGAUACAGAAGAGACUAUGUGAGGAGAGUGAAAAGAAGAAGCAACUGGAAGCAGAGCUUCAGCAGGACCAGCAACAAAUGAAAGAACUUCAACUUAAGAUGGAGCAACAACAGAAGAUCCUUAAAAUUAAGGAUAAAGAAAUUGAUGCUUUUAAAAGGAAGACAAAUAACUCAGUGGGAGCUCCACAGAAACUACAGAAAUUAGAAGAGCAGAAGAAGUGGCUGGAUGAAGAAAUGGAAAGAAUUCUUCAACAGCACCAGCAGUUAGCAGAACUAGAAGAAGAUUUAAAGAAAAGAGAAGCCAUUGUAGCAAAAAAAGAAGCAUUAUUGCAAGAGAAAAGCUACCUGGAAAUCAAGAAACUGAGAUCUAGUCAGGCUUUGAACAAAGAUAGUAUGAAAUUGUCUACCCGGUUAAGUAUGCUGGAUCAGGAGCUGUGUGAUAAAAGUAUGCAGCUUCAGGGCAGCACUGCUGACAAGUCAGACAUUUUGGAAAAAAUUCAGACUCUUCAAAUGGAAAGGGAUCAGCUGCUCAGUAGGAGAAAUAGUAUGGAUGAGAGACUGAAAGAGGGUAAACUGUUGUCACCUGAAGAAGAACAUAUUCUUUUCCAGCUAGAAGAAGGAAUUGAAGCCCUUGCAGCUGCAAUUGAUUACAAGAAUGAAAGUAUUCAUAAUCGCCAGCACUUACUUUGGUCAUCUUCUCAGAAUCUUUCACAGAGCAAGCAUAAUGUAAUAGGGAAACUAGUUUCCCUGUCUGCUGCUGAUCUCAGAGCUAUCAUCAUCAGUUAUUUCAACAAGAUUGUUGGCCUGCGUGAGUCUGAACGAAAAUUACAAGUGCAGAUUGAAGAACAGGAAAUGAAGUCCAUACACCAGAACAACAUGAUGCGUGAAUUAGAAUCUGCACUUGAACACAUCAAGUUGCAGUGUGACAGGCAGCUGACUCACCAGCGCCAAGAACAUGAGAAAAAAAUACAGUUCAUAUUGAAUAAUUUCAAAGAACAAAAUCGUGAAGGUAUUGCAGAAACCCUGAAAGAGUAUGAAGUAAAAAUUCAGCAACUGGAAAAAGAUUUAUUUUUCUAUAAGAAAACCAGCAGACAGCUGAAGAAGAAAUUGAAGGGCCUUCUUGGAGAGUCAUCUGAAUAAUUAUUGUCAUCCAGUAAAUGUAAACAUAUUAUCUGAUAAUGUUUAUGCAAUUGUCAGUAGACCAUUUGAAGAGUGGUGAACACACAGAACUACAUCCGAUAGCUGUAAAACAUCGUAUUUUUACUGUAUUAACUGUUCUUCAGGUAUGUAUUCUACCUCUACUUGCGUUUCAAGUGAGAGACAUUUGUUUAUAGCUGUAGCUGUAGCAGAGGUGUGCCAAUGGUUUAAAUUCUUGUUCUGUUUUCUCUGGAUUUUAACAAUUUCAGCAUCUACAGUCUCACACUGUUAAGGUUAAGGCAAAGGAAUUUUGCUCUCUGAAAGCAUCCGAAAUCUAUUGUUGCUAACAGCUUUGUUUUAUGCCAUGCAUUUGAUUUCUUAAAAGUUUCUGGGAGAUUGUGAAUGAAAUGUGCCACACUUCCAGUUGCUAACUUAUCUUAGCUACUUACUUACUAAAGCUGAAAGAGCAUUUACACACUUGAAGGGCAAAAAGAAGUGGUCUCUAUUGUGACUCUGUGCUUUGACAUAAAAAACUCCAACCAACUGAAUAAACCAAACACAACAACCAACUGUUAGUGUAAGUUUUUAAUUGUUUCAUGUCCUUCUUGCCAGAAUCCAGAUGUACAACAGAGCUAUUCAUGUGGAGGAGAAAAGAAGGUUCAGUUUCAUGACUGUUUCUGUUGUCUCAUACCUCUUGUGCCAGCACAAUACCUCACACAUCCAAUACAGCCUUCUUGGCCUGUUGGUGUUUCUUUUUAAGGCUCAGCAAGAUGGGUUCUUCCUCCCAAUGGAUGCUUCUGUUUCUUUCCACUCAGUGCCAUGCCUUCCUACAGAGAGACGCUGAUCACACACCUCUGCUCCCAGAGUGAAUUAGGGCUCAGCCCUUUCCUUCUAGGCAAAAUAAUGAGCCUGCACAUUCAUUACUAUAAGGCACACUAUCAAACUGUGAACAUGAAGAUUCUAGAGACUGGAUAAUAAAUGAGCAUGGGAAAUACUAUUCUGUGUCUAGUAUACACAGAAGCAUGUAGUUUAGGAUAUGUAUCUAUGUGGGCACUUAUCCUUGGCAAAUUGUAGUGGUGGAAAGAAGGGAGAAGACCCCUGUAAAUUUCCAGCUUUUUCCAAUGCAUAUAUUGGCAAGUUUUAUAAGACGUACUCUGCAUUUAGUUAUUUUUCUUUUUAGUACAUUAUGAAACAUGUUGUUAUUGUUAUACAAUGCAAUAAAAUCAUAAUUUGUUACUGGGCUUUAGAGAUGAUAAAAUCCCUGUUUUUAUAUUCCAGUCAAAUUUGUUGAAUGUCUUUUUUGUGUUGUACUAGUAUAGUUGCUAUUUUUCAAUAUAUUAAUAAUUUCAUAUUUGUCACGGUUCGGUUGGGUUUAGACUGCUUACUAGAAUACAUGACAAGUUAGAAUGGUGAGCCUUGUAUUAACAGCACCUUCUCAGAUGAGAGCAAUGGCAAGUACUCCCAUGUUUCUGAGGAUGGUGAAUUUUUUAAUAAAAAGGGCAAAAGGUGAGGUGCUGAUAACUUUUUACCAUGUUCACGCUGUAAGCUGCUGAUGCUGUAAAACCAUGUUGCCUACCUAUGUCAGGCACUCAGAGAAGUUGUAACUUUUAGUUAUUUAUCUGCUGAUUAUUUAAUUUUAGAUAACAGUAUUGGUGUUGUUAUCCAGUCAAGAGGAAGCAGAAGUUACUUCUGAUGAAUUCAAGUGAAAAGAGCUGUUAACAAAGUUCAUGUCUUUACUAACUACAAGUACUUUUUGAAGUAUCAGAAAAUUCCCAUUCUGUCAGUCUGCUCAGUGUA
Serinus canaria (Common canary) is the source of this 5700-nucleotide messenger RNA. RefSeq names its product kinesin family member 27 (gene KIF27). Gene Ontology annotation, biological process: mitotic spindle organization; microtubule-based movement. Gene Ontology annotation, molecular function: microtubule binding; ATP binding; microtubule motor activity. The record is from RefSeq and is a predicted model, not a curated record. NCBI's taxonomy places the organism in Eukaryota, Metazoa, Chordata, Aves, Passeriformes, Fringillidae.